Messenger RNA from Schizosaccharomyces octosporus yFS286, 2005 nucleotides. Its product is annotated as 40S ribosomal protein S8. Gene Ontology annotation, cellular component: cytosolic small ribosomal subunit; ribosome. Gene Ontology annotation, molecular function: structural constituent of ribosome. Bases 1234 to 1836 code for a protein of 200 amino acids. The record is from RefSeq and is a predicted model, not a curated record. Gene Ontology annotation, biological process: translation; maturation of SSU-rRNA from tricistronic rRNA transcript (SSU-rRNA, 5.8S rRNA, LSU-rRNA). The transcript has a single exon. Lineage: Eukaryota; Fungi; Ascomycota; Schizosaccharomycetes; Schizosaccharomycetales; Schizosaccharomycetaceae.
GUACCAUUGGAAGUAUCAGGGUGCAUUGUAUUUUGAGUAAUCGUUUUUGCAGAAUCACCGGAUUGGGAAUGGUUACAGUCUUGACUGCUUGACAUGUAAAAUUAAUCCUACUUCCGCUUAAAGAAGAAAUUUAUUUUAGUUAAUCACAACUAUACAAAGUAGUGAAAAGGUAAAUCAACAGGAACAAUUGAUGGUUUCAAUGGACACAAUUACCGGUCACUGAAAUUUGUUUCUAAAGAUCUAAAAUAAACUAGAAGAAAUAUGUCUGGAAGCUAAGAAAUUGGAGGUUAGUUGUUCACAUAUGAAUGAAAGGGAAAGGGAUAAAGGCGGUAUGAAUGACUCGGCGAUCUGUUGUUGAUUGCGGGGUUUCGCUUCGUAAACAAAGUACUCAUAAACGAACCAAUAGGGAAAAUAUGAUGUCGGUUUGUUUAUAUAAAAAAAAAAGAGAGAAAAAAGCACUAAACAUGGUGUCUUUUUGUUUUUUCUUGGUAAAAUAACACAUUUUUUGAUCUUAGAAAAAGAUUGUACAGGUUGGCUUUUUUAUAAAAAGAGAUCCCCUUCUUAAGGAAAGUCCACAAUGAGAUGAUGUUAGAAAUAUUUUUUCUUUGUUUUUUUUUGGUGACUUUCCAAAAGUGACCCUAGAUUUCCAGCUUCUGAUCCGUUCAAAUAUGAAUAUCUCUUUUAACUGCGAAUAGAAGACGACCACCAAAUACAAAAGAGCAUCUACAACAUUCGAAAGCAUUUGUUCUUUUCUUACCUUACAUACUACACGUAAUAGUAGGUGGUAUACAAAUUACCUGGAACAAAUUUCGUUUUACGUUUCUAAAUCUGAAUGAAGAAAAUCUCUCAAGAUAAUUAAAAGAAAUCGUAUUUAUUUCAAUAUUUGAUUGAAAAUAUAAUGUUUCCUCUGCAUAUAAACGAUAAUUCAGCUCUUCAUGAAUAUUCAAUCUCCUCGUUACGCUACAUUAAACCACGAAAAGUUUACAAGGGUUAAAAAAAAAUGAAAAAAAUUGGAAACUAAAAAAUAAAGAAAAAAAAAUUAUAAAAAAAUGAAAUAGUUGAAGAAUCUUUAGGUAGUAGGUUUUACCGCAUUUAGUGUUUUUUUGUAUGGUGCGGUAAAUCACAAUCCUCUGUUUGCUACCCCAAAAGAGCAGUCACACCACAACACAAACGAUGACUAGCAAAACCUUCCUCCGUUGAAACCACAGCAAAUCUUAAUCCAAAUAGAACAGGAUGGGUAUUACCAGAGAUUCCCGCCACAAGCGCUCCGCUUCGGGUGCCAAGCGUGCUCAAUACCGCAAGAAGAGAAAAUUCGAGUUGGGUCGUCAAGCUGCCAACACUCGUAUUGGUGCUAAGCGUAUUCACGAAGUCCGCGUUCGUGGUGGUAACCAGAAGUUCCGUGCUCUUCGUUUAGAAUCUGGUAACUUCUCCUGGGGCUCUGAGGGUGUCGCUAAGAAGACCCGUAUUAUCCAAGUCGCCUACCACCCUUCCAACAACGAGUUGGUUCGUACCAACACUUUGACCAAGUCUGCCAUCGUCCAAGUUGAUGCUGCUCCUUUCCGUGUUUGGUAUGAAACUCAUUACGGCAUCUUGAUGGGCGGCAAGGGUAAGAAGGCUACUCCUACUGCCACCCCCAAGUCCAAGCACGUCCAACGCAAGCUUGGUGCUCGUGUCGGUAGCUCCAAGGUUGAUCCUGCUAUGGAGUCUCAAUUCGCUGCUGGCCGUUUGUACGCUUGUGUUUCUUCUCGCCCUGGCCAAUCUGGUCGCUGUGAUGGCUAUAUUCUUGAGGGUGAUGAGUUGCACUUUUACCUUCGUCGUAUGGCCCCCAAGAAGUAAGGAGUAUAGAAGCGUAUCUCUAUUUUGUUUGUAGCUUCAGAAGGGAGGAAUAUAUGGAUUCCGUAUUUGUUUUUUUAUUUCGUAAAUAAAACUGUAAAAUUUUGUCGGGUAAUAAAAGUGACUUUUUCAGUAUGCUUAAAGCACUGGAAUAAAAACUGUUGUGUAAAAG